GAGAGAAAAGUUUUUAGAGUCCUCCUUUCCUCCAUAUGUUUUUGUUUGGGGAAAAGUUGUGGGUGGCCGAUCGUGUGAAUGGUUUUUAACCCCUUCGCCGUAGGAGAAUGAUAUAUUUAAUAUUUGGGAGAUAGAAACUAAGGGGAUAUGCACGUGGUAUAAGUAUAAUUUUUACUUUUUUGUUAGCUCUGGCCAGUGCAAACUUACUGGCUAGCGUUGUAAGAGCAUUUCACCUCACCCCUUUUUCCCGUUAGCCUGCUAGCUUUCUCUUUCAUAGCUUUUGUGGGACAGCUGAAAAAAGGGUUUGGAGAAAUGGCGGAAACCAAAAUAAUAUACCACAUCGACGAGGAGGAGACGCCGUAUUUGGUGAAGAUCCCGAUCCCUGCCGAAAAUAUCACUUUGUUGGAUUUUAAACAGGUAUUGAACAAGCCCAACUACAAAUUCUUCUUCAAGUCUAUGGACCAGGACUUCGGGGUGGUGAAGGAAGAGAUCUCAGAUGAAAGUGCCAAGCUCCCCUGCUUCAACGGACGAGUGGUGUCCUGGUUGGUAUCAUCAGACACCCCAGCAGCAGCAGCAGAGCUGGUAUCACCAGUCCUUCCUCCACCCCCAGCAGAAGUCCGGCCCCUGCCCUCACCCCCUCCUCCUCCCCUCCCACCCCCACCUGUCGAGAGGACCGGGGGCAUCGGUGACUCCAGACCCCCAUCGUUCCAUCCCAAUGCAGCAGGCAGUGUGGAGAACCUGGAUGACCAGUCAGAAACAGAGUCUGUGGUGUCCUUUAGGAGAGAGAGACCCAGACACAGGGAGGCCAUGGAGCAACGUGGGCCGAGGAUGAAUGGCCAGAGCGGCAUGGAGCAACACCUAGCGGGCUAUGAGAGCGCUACCACUGUGAUGAGCAGCGAGCUGGACACCACCAGUUUCUGUGACUCUGAGGAGGACGACACCAUGAGCCGAUUCAGCGGCUCCACGGAGCAGAGCACGGCGUCCAGGCUGCUCAAACGCCACCGCAGACGCAGGAAACAGCGCCCCCCGAGGCUAGAAAGGGCAUCGUCGUUCAGCAGUGUGACAGACUCCACCAUGUCUCUGAACAUCAUCACCGUCACACUCAACAUGGAGAAGUAUAACUUCCUGGGUAUCAGCAUCGUGGGGCAGAGCAACGAGAGGGGAGAUGGGGGCAUCUACAUCGGCUCCAUCAUGAAGGGAGGGGCGGUGGCCGCAGACGGACGCAUCGAACCCGGGGACAUGCUCCUACAGGUGAACGACAUCAACUUUGAGAACAUGAGCAACGAUGACGCGGUACGCGUACUGAGGGAGAUUGUACACAAACCGGGACCCAUCAUCCUGACAGUGGCCAAGUGCUGGGACCCGUCACCUCAGGGCUACUUCACCCUCCCUCGCAAUGAGCCGAUCCGGCCAAUAGACCCAGCAGUGUGGGUGAACCACUCGGUGGCCCUGACGGGGGCUUACCCCCCCUACACCGCCAGCUCCGCUCUCAGCACAAUCACCUCUUCCUCCGUCACUGAGACAGAACGUUUUGAUGACUUCAACCUGUCCCUCCACUCUGACAUGGCGUCGGUGGCUAAGGCCAUGGCGUCCCCAGAGUCUGGCCUGGAGGUCAGAGACAGGAUGUGGCUCAAGAUCACCAUCCCCAACGCCUUCCUGGGUUCUGACGUGGUGGAGUGGCUUUACCACCACAUCGAGGGCUUCCAGGACCGCCGUGAGGCCCGGAAGUACGCCAGUAACCUGCUGAAGGCCGGCUUCAUCCGCCACACGGUCAACAAGAUCACUUUCUCAGAACAGUGCUACUACAUCUUCGGUGACUUCAGCGACUGCGAGAACUACAUGGCCAACCUGUCUCUGAACGACAACGACGGCUCCAGUGGGGCCUCUGAUCAAGACACCCUGGCCCCCCUGCCCCUCCCGGGGGUCACGCCCUGGCCCCUGCUACACUCCUUCCCCACCUUCCAGUACCCCCACCCCCACCCCUACUCCAGUCAGCCCCCACCCUACCACGAACUGUCCAGCUACAGCUUCGCCCCAGGCAGCACGGGCACAGCUAGCCAGCACAGCGAAGGGAGUCGGAGCAGUGGGUCUACAAAGAGCGAGGGUGGCGAGAGGAGGCGGGGAAGUAAGGGAGGUCCUGGCAGCACGGUUGGGGGAGGAGGAGGAGAGAAGUCCCCCUCUGGAGGGGAAGGGGAGGGCUCGGGCAGCGGCAGCGAAUCGGAAUACUCUGUCCGCAGCAGCCUGAGGCGGGGCCACGGCUCGGCCACGCCCAGUGAACACAGCCACACAUCCCAGCGCUCGCAUCAUCACCGCAUGCCCCCCCACAUGUCGCCCUACCCGCCUGGGAUGCCCAUGCCCUACAACCCUAUGAUGGUGAUGAUGGUGCCCCAACACCCACACAUGGGACACCCAAACAUGGGACACCCCCACCAGCACCACCCCUCGGUCCCCAUGCACCCAGGCAUGGGCCCCUCCGCUGUCCCUGGAGGACCACCCGGGGCCCCCCCAACCCGUGACCUGGGCUCUGUGCCCCCUGAGCUGACCGCCUCGCGCCAGUCCUUCCACCUAGCAAUGGGCAACCCCAGCGAGUUCUUUGUGGAUGUCAUGUAGUCUGAUGACGUGUGUGUGCGUGCGAGCUGGACAGACCUACAAUCAAGAGUUCAGAUCUAGGAGCAGCAACUCCCCCACAACGUUCAACAUAUCUUAUGACUCCAAAACAUGUUGCUGGAUUCCAUAUCAGAAAAGCAACUCCUCUCGUUUGAUUUCAAACGUGUGUGCGUGUGUAUUGGUUUAGUUCUGCCUCUCACACACCAUCUAAAGCUGUUGUGUGUUUUCUAACUGAUUUACCUUUUAGCAUUGUGUUUGUUUUUCCUACCUGGGACUGACUGACUGGCUGGUUGUAAGGAACAGUAGUGGUCUUUCAUUGAAUUGACCGAAGUAACAAAUGAACGGGCCAAAUGAAGAGCUGUCGUCGCCAAGUGUACUGAGAGGACUAGAACAGUAGAGGGCGCCACAUGCUCUUAUUUUCUAUUGGGAGGAAGACGUCUGAAAAGGUGAAAUUGAUCAUGUUUCCGUUGAUUUGUGAACAUGGUGAGACGUCAAGUAAAGUAUCCCAUUUUGUAUGAAUUUGUGUGCCAACUAGUUUUUUUAAAUUGUAUUUUAUUUUCCAUGAACUUGCCUUUUGUAUACAUCUAUAAUAACUCCCAAGUAAAUGGAAUAGUUCCGAAAAGUCAAUGCUUAUGUGAAGAUAUAGGCCAACUUCUGUCUAGCAUUCAGAGGAUAGAUACCUCAAAUGACAAGAAUGGGUACCAUGUAUUGUAACACUGUCUAGGAUUAUGUGGUAUAGGAAAUGGUACUAGGGGAGGAAGGAGAGGGCAUGCCAAAAACGGUACUUUUGGGAUUGAAUCAUGAGUUUUCUCUCUUUAAAUAACGGUGAUCCCACUCUCUUCUUGCCUCAUAUUUUGUAUGUUACUGACGCACGUAAGCAUCCAUUUUGUACGAGUGAAUAUAUAGAAGAUGGUAAUCUCGGUUAACCCAGAACCAAAAUCUUGAGUAACGCAGAUAUCUAUCCACGAGAGAUUAUGAUGAGGAUGUAUUACCUAACCAUAAUGGUGCUAAAUGAAGGCAAUAGUUUCAAAGUAUAGCAGUGUCACCUUGGUGUCAUUUUUGUUUGAUUUCAUUAUUGUCACUUUUGUUUCUGUAUUUGAGAAUAAAUUUGUAAUAGACUGAAAUUCAAAGACAUUUGUUUUUUCU
Molecule: messenger RNA, 3753 nt
Organism: Coregonus clupeaformis (lake whitefish)
Lineage: Eukaryota; Metazoa; Chordata; Actinopteri; Salmoniformes; Salmonidae
Gene: dvl2
Product: dishevelled segment polarity protein 2
Biological process (GO): canonical Wnt signaling pathway; intracellular signal transduction
Cellular component (GO): cytosol
Molecular function (GO): frizzled binding
Source: RefSeq, a predicted model, not a curated record